This is a messenger RNA of Porites lobata, 14810 nucleotides long. The record is from the annotation of a GenBank genome assembly. Lineage: Eukaryota; Metazoa; Cnidaria; Anthozoa; Scleractinia; Poritidae.
AUGACGGCCGCUCCAGACCCAGAGGAAAUCCUUCGUUCAACGAGAGGAAAGGAAAAUUUCCAGCGCAUUAUACGACUUUUAAUAAGUGGAGGGACCAGCCUGCUGAGGGAGACUUUUGACUCCAUAUGUCCUCCAAGUAAUCUUCCCACGAUUCUCAGCAAUCCAGUAACAAAGAACCAGCUAAAAGCUGCAAAACUCACCAUGCCACAGUGGCACUGUCUUUGUCCUUCGCCAGGGGUGUACGGCAAGUCAGCAGAUUUUGAUGUCACUCUGCUAUUCCGUUUACUAAGGACAAUAUGCAACCUCACCCCUCCCUCCACAGGAUGGGAUGCACUACCACUUAGUGCAGAUCACAGUUUAACAGCUGAUGUAGCAAGAAUGAAGUAUUACCGAAACUCAGUCUAUGGUCACGUGGGCCAAGGCAUGGCAAUCAGAGAUAGUGAGUUUUUAACACUUUGGAAAGAAAUCAGUGAAGCUCUUGUGAGGAUUGCUGGGCAGAUCAGUUCUACAAGGAAAACUGCAUGGCAAGAAGCCAUUGAUAAAUAUUUGACAGAUCCUCUUACGACUGAAGAUGAACGAAAUGUGCAAGAACUUAAGGCAUGGUAUAAAAAUGAUAUAGAGAUCAAGAAUUCCAUAGACGAAGUCAGUGAACGGAUAAGUCGUUUGGAGGUAGGGUAAAAGUAAGCAAUAAAAGACAAACAAAACAAAACCCAAAUAUUAAUUGACAUUUCUGUUGUAGAGAGAACUUUAAAGCUUCCAAAUUCAAUAGAUUUGUGCUUUUUGAUAAAGCUAAGGAGUUACUGGGUUAUUUUUAACUCGUGGGUACGCGCGAGCGUACCACUAGUUAUUGCAGGGACAGGGAAUGCAAAUGAGUCGCUCGGUCACUCGUAGUAGACGCACUUCGUAAUUAAUCGGGUCCGAACUCGAGAGCGCGAAGAUCUAUCGUUUCCAAAGAAGCACGCGCUCGCCGAAGUUCGGUGGCAUCAAAUUCCUCGCUGAGAGCGUGCAUCGUGCGCUACAGCACGGUUAGAGGAUAGAGGUCUUACCAAAUUCAAGACACGUAGGAAUCUUUCAGAUUAGUACGAUUCAAGAGCCUUUGACUCGUCCAGGCGUUAAACUUGACGAGAAGAUGAGCAUUUGCUCUUCGACUCCUUCAACUUCGAGGCUGGCUUGAUCUCCUACCUUGUAGUAAUGUAGUAGGUUAUAAUUAUGUGUGUGAAUGAAUGUAAGGUAAAUAAAGGCACUUCUUCUCCUUCUUAAGGACUCCCAAAGAUCACGGGGGAAAAUGGAGGUGAUUUUGAGCAUUAGUUUUAAAAUGACAGCGGAAAUCGAGAUAAGAAAACAUAAGCUGGGAGGAGUUGUGUCGGCUUUGUAUCGCAUAUGUUCUUUCAUUGCCAUGAAAUGCGUUUACAUUGUUUUUUACCGUCAGUAGCCUGGUUUCAGUUAGCCUUAAUUUCAUCCGAUUGCUUCGAGUCGUUUUUUCAAUCGGUUAAGUAUGGCUCGAUAAUUUGCCGGCGGAAGUUCCAUGGAAAAGGUAUUAAAUUUGAGACUUUUCCCACGUCACGCGAUCAUCCUCAACGGCAUAGUGGCUAUGUGAGGUCGGGUUAACCCGAAGGUUCUGGGUUCAAAUUCUGCUAAGAUCGUUCUUUUUGCCUUCUUCCUUUUUUUUUUUCUUUUUUGUUUUGUUUUGUUUGUUUAUUUGUUUGCUGUUUUGUUGUUGUUUUUUUUGUUUUUAAAUAUAUACCUAAAUAACUGUUAAUAAGUAACAAUUAUUCACCGAAGUGGAGGUGGCUAGUAGUGGGUAUUUACCGAACGGCCGCGGUCGUCGUUUUUUCUUGGCGACAAAUAAAACUUUUGAAGGCGUUUGUUUAGCUCUUGCGGGGACAUUUCUUCAAAAGGAGUUGUGAAUUCUUUUUGCAUUUAAAAUCGUUCUGUAAAAAAGAUAAUUAAAUUUAGGUUUAAGCUUAUUUAUGGACAAGUCAACUGAAUAAAGUAACGCAAGGCUUAAGCAAGCAAGGCUUAAUUUGCAUUCGUAAACAAAAAACUUUUCCACCGGUUUUAUCGAUAAAUUCAAGUCAAAAAGACAAAGCAUUACCUGUUAAAACUUCCAAACCGAACCUUGUCACCUUCUUCAUGUAUUUUGGGAAUAGCUUGAUUGAUCAGUUGUGAAAUUUCUUAGUUGAGGGUCUCAAUGGGGUUAACCGAUAGGCGUAAAACGGCCAACAAUUUAGUCGAUAGCCGUAAAAAUUGACAUAUUUUAACUCUUAGCCGUAAAUAGGGUAAAAAACAGUUAACCGUAAAAGAAAUUGUUCCCUAGAUUUGUUAUUUUUAAGGAAGGUGAUAAAAUUCACUUAUAGUUGCGUCUUUUUAUUCCCUGGCUACUUUUACUCCGUACGCACGUUAGGCCAAGCUCCUUUUAGGUGUUCACCUAGACCUAGGCUCCAUUGCCGCCGCUCACUCGAAGAACCAAGUUUCCAUAGGGAAAAUCUGGCUUCUUGCUGAGGAUUAAUAUUUGUGAUUUUAAGGAGGUCGUGCCCUCGAUAUUCUAGUGAAAUAACACGCAGAGAUGUCACUGUUUGUAAAACACGUUGCUGAUAAACAACAAUUCCCUGUUUUUCUCUGACGCUACGGUAGACAUUGCCAUGCCUAGUGCCUGUACGGCGUCUUCCCACGCAAUCUCGGUCAAGGCAUUUCGGUGGCAUACCUGAGGAAAAAAAACUCGCUCGGACCACGUGACCCGGAAUGCAUUAGCCGUGCGGAAUAAUGAGGCCUGUGAUACGGACAAGUCACGGCAGACAGUCGUUCUGUACAGUCCUUUCUGUAUCAUUAAAAACACUGGACGCGGGAAUAUUGUUGUUGGCCAUUUUCACACUAGAGCUAGAAAAUGGAUCAUCCGUCAGACACUAGCCUGCGUCCAGUCGCCCCCUCCCCCGCAAACACCCCUUUCCGUUUUUUUUUUUGUUCUGAAGGGAGGGGGCGGCUGUACACAGGCUAUCUAGAACGGAUAAUCCAUCUUCAAACUGUCCGUCAAAAUUGGCGGAUAAAGUCAGACAGAUUGUUCAUUCAAAAUUAAAACCGUUCCAUUUUCAAAUUACGACGUAUUACCUAUCUGGCGCGAAUUAUCAAACGGAUAACCCGUCUCACAUGAAUGAUCUGUUUCUGUUGUGAAAACGGCCAUUUCUGUUAUAAAUGAAUUCGCGCCCCGGCCUUGAGUUGAGCGUUCGCGUGUCUGCUUUUGCUUUUUCACAAAGAUUAUUUUUAUAUUGACUGUUGACAUUUCUAUGCGUAAAAUAAUAUUAGAAGUGGAAUACUGUAUGAAGCAUGAUCUAUUAAAUGUUGAAAUGUUUCAAAAGAAUAGCUUAUUUCAUCCCGAGAUGAUCCUAAGACUUUAUUUUGCUUUAAAGUUAGAAAAAAUACAGGUUUAUUAAUAUUUAACUCCUUGAAACAAAAGGAAUUAAUUUUUAACUUUUUUGUUAACCGUAACUGAAAAAAAUUUGCCGAUAGCCGUAAAAGAGCUGAAAUUUUAGCCGAUAACCGUAAAAGCCACCACCCCAUUGAGACCCUCUUAGUUUGUUACGGCAGCAAACCGGGAAGGCAUUUUGCUCGCAACUUACGCGAGUUUGGCGUAGCUCGCUGGGAGGAAGUGGAGGUGAAUCAGUGAAUAGUAUUGUGUUUCCAGAUUUAUAAUCUGAAUUUCUAUCGUUUCCUAAAAUUUACUGUGGGAAAACCAGAGGUGAUAACUAAUUGAUUAUUUUCUAAACAACGUACCCACGAGUUGACGAUAGUCUUUCUUUGAUUAAGUUUACUGAUUUAGUGCAACAUUCAUGUAAAGCAUCUUCUAUUUUGUCCCAGAUAUGGUGACUUAUGACACUUUGAAUUUUACACUCAGACAGCAUUUCAUGAAGGAACAGAUUUGAUGGAGGCAACAGUUUGUCAGGAAGCAAAAGAAAUUAAAGAUCAACUGGAAGAGAUGAAUCAGUCGAUAGACACACUCGCCUCUUCAAGUGCUGCAACAAACCUGUUAGAAACAGCAGUUCGUCACGAGGCAAAAGAAAUUAAAGAUCAACUGGAAGAGAUGAAUCAGUCGAUAGACACUCUCGCCUCUUCAAGUGCUGCAACAAACCUGUUAGAAACAGCAGUUCGUCACGAGGCAAAAGAAAUUAAAGAUCAACUGGAAGAGAUGAAUCAGUCGAUAGACACACUCGCCUCUUCAAGUGCUGCAAAACAGUCAUCUAGGGGUGAGUUUCUUUAAACAUUGCUUCUUUGCUCAGUGAACCGAGAGUUACCCAAUUGUUGUCACCUCUAUUAAGCGGCGACCAUGCGCUUGAUACACUUACUUUGCCUUUGUGUUAAGAAUGAAAGAAAGUAUAAUCCGAGAUAGACGGUGACGACCGAUUGUGGGCCAAUUUUGUUCCCCGUCACUCACGUGUUUGUUUUAAAAUAAAGUGAUGUUUCUUUUAAAGGUUAUUUUAUGACGAACCUCUAUUGAGCGGCCAAACUUUAAUUUUUCGGCCACAUGUCGGUUCCCCCGAGGAUAGCCGCUUAAUGGAGGUUCAACUGCGGAAUUAAAAAACAAAUAAAGAGAACAUGAUCAUGGCAGUGAAAGAAGCGAGUUUGCGAAAAAAAGCCUGAAAAAUUUAGGCUUGCCGAUAUUUGAUUGGAGCUUGUCAUUUUUUGUGGAGUGAAAUGGAGAAACAGGUUACAAUCACAUUUGGUCGUUUAUACCACCAUUAAGGUGGCUCGAUACUCUACAGUUUUUCAGGGUCAAUACCUCCCGAGUUGGAGCAUAAACUACGUCGCCAUAAACAAAGAUUUCGGGAAAAAUUGCCACCACAAUUGUAUUAGAUAAAGCACAGGGAGCCCACACAAUCUGUUUGUGUAGCCGAUUGUUAUUUUAUAGUAAAUGUACUGGAUCUACUGUUUGCUUCACCUACUAGUAUAGCGAUAUAUCGCUAACUAUGUAUAUAAAUCAAUGAUAAAUAAACGCUGAAUUACCUUACCUGUGGUAUAUAGUCGUCGUUUUACCUCAAAAGCGGUUUUUUGAGCGAUUUUGAAGGAGUUUGAAUUCGCCGUUGACUGUUCCUUAUAAUAGAAGGAAGGGUCCUUCUAUUAUAAGGAACAGUCAACGGCGAAUUCAAACUCCUUCAAAAUCGCUCAAAAAACCGCUUUUGAGGUAAAACGACGACUACAUACCACAGGUAAGGUAAUUCAGCGUUUAUUUAUCAUUGAUUUAUAUACAUAGUUAGCGACAUAUCGCUAUAGGUGAGGCAAACGGUAAAUCCAGAACAUUUACUAUAAAAUAACAAUCGGCUACACAAACAGAUUGUGCGGGCUCCCUGUGGAUAAAGAUGAAAAAGUGUUAUGAUCAGGGUUGCAAUGACACCGGAGUUGUCAUAGCAAGGAAAUGACGCCACCACCUAUUUUACUUGCAGCAGUAUUUCUCGGCACUGGGAAUUCUUCCUCCGAAAUCGUUCAUGGGAGCUUUUUCCGCCUAUAGCCGUCUCGACGUUCAUGAAGUUUAAGCGAAAUCUGUAAGAGCGUUAUCGAGAUCUUUUGGCGUAAGGUUUUUGUGGUUAGAAAUAAGGUACAAAAUGGACAAUCUUGAUGUUCGGCUGUUAUCUGUAAAAAAACGAAGCGCUUUUGACAUACAAUUUCACCUCAUAGUAGUUUCAAUCAUUUUGCAAACGUGUGUGAAAAAUCAUUGAGGUAGCUCCAGCCGAAACUAGAAAGAAGGAUUUGAUAAGUAUGUAUCGAGGCUGUUAGUUUGUUAGUAAUUUUGUAAACGUUUUGGUCUACACUUUAACAAAUUAGCGAAUAAUUUUUAAACCGCGCGAUAGAUUUUUGUAAAAAAUUUAAGAUUCUUGAGAUUAACCGUCCUUUUACAUUACUUUUUAGUUUCAGAUUAUUGAUGUAUUCUAAUGCAGUCAAAUAACAGACUUUUUUUAUGUCAUUAGCUCUUCUUAGAUUAAAGAUUGACUGCGAGGCCAUUUCUGGACCUGGUCUACAACAAGGAACUACGGUGAUGAUAGGGCAGCCACAGGAAUCCCAAGGAGUAAUCAAGCAAGGUGCAGUUGCACCGGUCACCUCAAGUCAGUCACAAGAGUCAAACACAACCGCUUCCCUAAGCGGAAAUGUCACAAACGGUGCCAUUCCUUCCCCACAGCAAAUUCUGAGUUUAAUUGCCUCAAAGUACCUUAACAACUUAAACCCAUCAACACUGGAAGAUUUUAAUGGUUUCAUAGAGUACAUGGAAAAGGUACGAAAAGUAAUGAUUGUUGACUGCAGCCCAGGAAGCUUGAUAAUCACAGUGGAAUGCAGUUCUUUGGAGAUCCUUGAAGAACUUUGGCAAGACUAUUGUACAGGUAAUCUUGGUCGAGUGGUGCAGCAAUACCUAGUAACGGAGGAUCUUCUAAAAGAACUUGGACUAACGGAGGUAAAACUGAUCAUGACCAUCGACGAAAAAGACUACAGAGAUUGUCAAAAGUACUUAGCAGGGGGUAGGUAUGAUCUACAUGAUACACCCAUGGGACACCCAUGUUACGGUACAACCGAGUUUAAAACACACUUCAAACCUACUAAUCUUUGGAUCGAGAAAUUUUGAAUGAGAAGACGAAUAGAAAGAGAAACAAACGAGUUUAGACAGAGAAAAUGUAGCUUACAUUUUUUAAAUUUAAUAUCUAAAGACCAACCCACGAGAGAAGCCAAUCAACAGAAAGUUGCUUAAAGGUGCAAAAAGAAGAUAACCGAAAUGGUGUUUUGUCAGGGCACGCGCCUAAAGGGAUCUAUAAGUGAAUCAAAUACAUUUUUUAUCUUUCUAUCAACGGUUCAUAUUUUGUUGUGUAUAAGUUAACUGAGGGAGCCCAUUCCUCAUAAGCCCGGUGGUUUCCCUUGGACUUUCUCGCCAUUAGCUUUUAAAUCUUUAGAUAUUUCUUGUUUUUAUGUACAUCCUUAUGGCAAAACAAUCAAAAUGUAAUCUAUGUAGCUUGCAUUUUCAAAGGACUAGGCCAUGAGGUGAACGGAAAAGUUCAUAAAAAUGGAAAAAGAAGAUAACCGAACAAAUUCACUGAUUGGUCGAGAGCUCUUUCCUUUUAGAGUUUAGACAAAGGAAGUGCCCUUUUUUGUGUUUGCACCUGCACCUGCACCUAUCCCGUAGUCAGGGCGCAACGGACCUAGCAACCCUUUCCCCCCAUUUGAUUUUGUUUUCAGCUUCUCUAAGGACGUCGCAAAACUUUAACCCAGUCCACUCAGGUUCUUUUUUCGGCCUCUUCUUCACCUCCUUGCACCGUUCCUUGUAAAAUUGUCUUGGCAAGUCCUGCUGAACUUGGUAGACGCCCCAACCACUUUCACUCGCGUUUCUUUACCGUGGUUAAGAUGUCAUCAUAGGGCCCGAUCGAUGGCUUGCUUGAAUCUGUCUCUGCACAGUAAUUUUUAAGGAGUUAUUAUAACUCCAAAAUUGGAGUAAAAAUUUUAGGUACAGGAUAACCCCUUUUUGGGGGUUACUUUAACUCGUAAUUUAACUCCAAAUUUGGGGUCAUUUUUACUCCUGAAAAAGAGUUCUUUUUACUCCCAGUCUGGAGUCAAAAUAACUCCGAAAAUGGGGUUAUUUUACUCCUUGCAUGGGUUGUUUUUACUCUUUUUGGAAUUACUUUAACUCUGAAAGUGGAGUAAAAAUUUUAGGUAUAGCAUAACUCCUUUUUAGGGGUUACUUUGACUCCUCAAUAUCUGGGGUCAUUUUUACUCCUCAAAAAGAGUUCUUUAAACUCCUUUUUGGAGUUAAAAUGACUCCCCAAAAAAUAACUCCACUGUAAGGAGUUAAAUUAACCCCACUAGAGAAGUUAUUAUAACUCCUUGAAAAUUACUGUGUGACUGCAUCGUUGAUGAUGUGGUCUCUGUAUGAUACGCCAAGCAGUUUCCCAAAGCAUCACAUCUCGAUGGCCUUCAAUUUCUUCAGGAUGUCCGCUGUCAAUGUCCAGGUUUUUAGGCGUACAACAGUACUGAAAUAACCAGGGAGAGUAUAAGUCUGAUCUUUGAGCUUAAGGGGAUAUACCUUUCGUUCGAGAUGGUCUUCAGUCUCGCUAGUGCUGCUUUUGUCUGUGUAAUUCUGGACAGUACUUCAGGCUUGGAACCUUGAUCUAUGACGACUGCGCCCAGAUACUUGAAGCCUUCAACCUCGUCCAAUGUUUCACCGUUGAUUCUAAUGUAAAUGCUGGUGCGAUUAAUGUAAUCGGCAAAACGUAAGUUGGUAUUUGUUCUGUUUUCGAUUCUAACUGUUCCUUGGUGAUCUUCUAGUGCGUCAGUCAUAAUUCUCUCCAGAAAGACGUUGAAAAGAGUCGGCGAGAUUAAACACUCUUGUCUGACUUCGACUGUGGUUCUGAACCAGUCUCCUAUGGCGCCAUUAAGGUAGACUACACUAGUGGCCUUGUUGUUGAGGUUUUCAGUGGCUUGGAUCAGGUUCGUAUUAAUAUUAUAAAGCCUUAUAGUAGACCAUUGGUCUUCAAAGACGUGAUAGAGGUCUUGAUGUUGCAGGUACUUCUCACACAGUAUCGUAAGAUUGAACAUCUGUUCUGUGGUACUGCGUCCUGGUCUGAAGCCUACCUGUUCUUCGGCGACGAUUGAGUCAGCCUGAGGCUUCAGCCCGUUUAACAGCACCUUCAGCAUGACUAUACUAAGCUGGCAUACUAGGCUGAUUGUGCGGUUGUUCUUGCACUGUUGAAGGUUACCUUUCUUGGGAAGUGAAGUGAUAAGAGACUGGGUCUAUGGUAGGGACCACUGUUCUGUCUGCCAUACCUUAUUGCAGAUUUUAUGCAAGGCGCUUAUCACGGCAUCUCCUCCUGUCUAAACCAGCUCCCCUGGAAUAUUGUUUAUCCUUGAAGAUUUUUCCUUCUUAAGCGAUUUCACAGCUGGUUCGUCCUCUUCCUGCAAUAUUGGGUAGUUAUCAUUGUUAUUUACUGGUGAGACAAUCAGUACCUCUGGAUCGAGCAGCAACUGCCUUUUCAACAAGCCUCGAUACUACUUUUAAGUUCGAGAUAGGACGAAAGUUUUGGAACUGUUCAAAGUCAGCAUCAGAUUUUUUCAAUGUGGGCGAUAAUAUAGCAACCUUCAGAGCAUCGGGCACAACACCAGUCGAUAAGGACAGAUUGAUGAUCCUCGUAAUAGUAGGAAGUAAUACGGUAAGACAGCCAUUCAAAACUACCUCAGGUAGAGGAUCAAGUUCACAAGAUUUAGAUAGUGGUUUCCUUGAAAACUUUUUUAUUUCCUCCAGGAUAACCUGAGCAAAGUUACAGAACUCUGCACCACAAACUUUGACCUCAGGAGGGGAAGACCUAACGCGUAAUUUCCUUUCAACAGGCCCAUGAUGUAUUUUAUCAAUCUUGCUGGUAAAGAAAUCGGCAAAUGAAUUUGCCAGGGCAGUAUCAUCAGAAGAAGGAGGAUAACGCUUUUUGGUUGAUUUUUGCAAUGACUUUCCAACAGUCUUGAACAAUAUCCUCUGAUCUGAUGAAUGUUCAUCAAUGACGUCAGUGUAAUAUGUCGACUUUAGUGACCCAAUCAAAUUAUUGACAACGUAGCACUGAUGAACGUCUUGCUCACGAUCACAUAGUAACCUAGUCGAACGCCACUUUCGCUCUAACCGCCCUCGGAUGUUUUUCUGUACAACCACUUCCGGCUUAUACCAGGGAGCACUAUAAGUCGUAAUGUUACUGUUCGCCAUUUUAAAGGGGCAUAGAGAUCCAAGAGGGAUCGCAAUACAUUGUCAUAUUGAUCCACAAGAGCGUUGAGUUCAACAGCUUGAUCCUGUAGCAAAGUAGAAGUCAAGAUAUCUUCACAAAAGCAUUCAUUAUCCAAAGAACGCAGUUUCCGAUAGUACAGCUUUUUCUUCGUGAAAUGCGGUUUUUGUACACGCAGGCUACAAUGAACCGUACAGUGAUCUGAGAUUACAGGGUCGAAAAUCUUGAUUUCAGUAACGAGAGGAUUAUCUUUUUUAGAAAUUACAAGAUCCAAAGUGUGUCCGUUAGCGUGAGUUGCUCCAGUGACGUGUUGUUUUAGGUUGCAAGAUUCAAGAAUUUCAUUAAAGCGGUUUGCAGAGAUGCUACAGGGGUCAUCAACAUGUAAAUUGAAGUCACCAGAUAUAAGUAAGUGACCCGUGGACUCAGCCAUAAUUUGUUGCAGAAGCACUGAGAAUUCUUCAAGAAAUAGCACACAUGAGGUGUUAUCAGGAGGGCGGUAAAUAAGCAGAACUCUAAUGGAUUGAAGACUUCUAAAGUGAAUAUCAAUGAGUUCAAAUGUCGUAAAGGUAUCGGUGAUGUGACUGUUUACUGGAGAGUGUCCUUAAAUAACAAACCAACACCUCCACCUUGGGAAUGACCCCUCGGAACAUGUAAAAAUCUACAGCCAGUUGGACAUAGGGUUCUAAUCUCAACAUCAUCAAUGUUACCAGGACGCAGCCAAGUUUCAGUGAGAGCCAAAAUAUCAAUGUCUUGAUCAACCACGAGGUCUUUAACUUCCAUUGCCUUGUUCUUAAUGGAUCUAACGUUAACAACACAAAACUGAACACAGCGACAGUCAAUUUUGGGGGAAGAAUCGGUUGUAGUUACUGAUAUUAAAUUAUUCAAGUUUACACCACGAAGUGGCAAUGGCCCUUGGAGAUAACCAAAAUUAGCAUAAUCACGUUGAGUUGUUCUAGAAAAUAUAUUUAAAUAAUUUUCUCGGGUCUUCUUUCCACCUUUUCCUCCUAUAUACCUCAGAACACCAUGUGAUUUUAGUUCGCCCAGAGCUUGAGGACAAGGAGUACAAGCACUCGAUCGUAGGCUUCGGAGAAAUUUCCUAGAGUAUUUCAUAGUCAACGAAGGCGAAUUAUAUAGUAUGCGAGUGGCGGCCAACAACUUGUGAAGUGGAAAACCGAUCGUGCAGAAGCCGACCACCAGUUAAGUCGGGGCCAGGAUUCAAGGAAACGUCCAUAAAUAUCGUAAUGUCUUGAGGAGGAUCAUGACCAGGCACGAGCAAACUAGUGUAACCGCGUACAUUUGUAUUGGGAAUAGCAUGAUUUGUAGUGAUAUUUGGCAUAACAAGUGAUAUUUCAAAAUUGUUACAUGUAAUUUCACGAGCUGAUAGGUGAGGGAAAUUUGAGACAAUUUUGAAAUAUCACGAGUGGUACUUAUGCCAAAUAUCUCGCACAAAUCAUACUAUUAUUUGUUUACUCUACUACCCGCAAAAGGUUUGUAAUUUUCACAUGUAGGUUUUUCAGAUUAAGCUGAAAUACCACUACUCUAAGCCAAUCAAAUUGCAGAAAUUUCUCAUGUAGUAGUGUAAGAUGUCAUUUUGUGAAAUUUGGCAUUCGUUUUCUUGGGCUCCCGUGUGAAAUUUUCUUUGGUGUUAUUACAGAUAACUAAUUACAACUAUAGCCCUUGAAAAAUGUAAAAAAGAAUGCGAUAUUGUUUAAAUUAUUUUGGUACAAGAUUUUUGUCCACUGAAAAUAAAAUUACUCAAUUUCCUGAUGGAUUCCGUCUUAAUUACUUUAAAAUCUCAACUUGAGACUUUAGAGACUUUAGAAGAGCUUUACUUCUUACAUACAUCUACACUGUACAGUCGAAUCUCCAUUUGCGACCACCUCUCGUUAGCGACCAUCUCCCAUAAGCGACCACCAAUUCAAAACACCAAAAUUUUGGGGCGAUCUGCACCUAUACCGUAUAUUGUCUAGAGGUGGUUUCCAAACCUUUCGGGCCCGAAAAGCGGCUUUAUGUUUACCGUUUUGGCAUUCAGGAUCAAAUUGAAAAUGAUACAAUGAAAGUAUCAGUUGACGGUUGUGAGCAGGAAACUUUCAUGGUACUAUUCAAUAGGUUUUGAAUUUAAAAUUCGCUGACGGGCCCGAAAAGUUACCGGGCAUUUCGGAAAAAGGGGCCCCUGGGACCUGUUUCUCGGAAGUCCCGGUAACUUUUCGGGCCCGGAGAGCUGUUUUGUGUUUGCCGUUUACCUUUAAGAUCAAAGUUUCAAUAAUCUUGAAAAUGAUACAAUGAAACUAUUAGUUAACGAAGCAAAAUUGACAGGUUUGUGAGCUAGGAACUGUGCUGCUAUUCAACAGGUUUUAAUUUUAAAAUUUGCCUUCGGGCCCGAAAAGUUACCGGGCCUUUCGAAAAACGGGGCCCUAGGCCCCUUUUUGGAAAGUCCCCGUAACUUGCCCCGUACUUACUUUAAGGGAGGUCUCCGCCUCCCGUAAGGUUACCGGGGAAUCAGAAACUAACAAAAUGGCUGCUGAACGCAAGCUGUGGAAGGAGACCAGGGGCCCGUUUCUCGAAAGUGCCGAUAAUUAACAGGCCCGUAAAGCUGUUGUUGUUUUCAUGCAAGAUAGCGGUUUCAAUAGUUUUGCAUCUGACAUGAUAAAAUUAUGAAACAAAAUGGGGCAGUUUGUUAGGCAGGACCCGCGCUCUUAUUCUUUAUAUUUCCAUUUAAAAAUUCGAUUUAGAGCCCGAAACGUUACCGGAAUUUUCGAGAAACGGGCUCCAGCACAGUCUUUCCAAAACGACUGAUUGUUGCCGACAUCCCCGAUUCCAAAAUCUCAGGGCGAAACAGUCGAAUAUUAGAGAUCUAUUUAUUUUUACAAAGUUUAUCAAAAUGUGCGUUGAAAAGGUACGAAAAUCCAGACGUUUCGAGGGUGCUCCCUCUUCCUCAGUGGUUUUGGUUCGUAUUAGGGAUCUGCCGAUCGGAAAUCGGCGACGGUAGUGAAAAACGUCAAUGAAAGCCCAACUUCGCCUCCUUUCAAAUGUUUUGAAUCGUGAUUCUUUACAACUCGCUCAGUCUGGGAAAUUAAGCUAGAGCUGAAGAGAGAGGACCGCCUUAAACCCUAGAACCGCACAGUAAAAUCAAAUCGCCCUGCCGUUCAGGUUCUCAAGAGUUUAUAACAUUUGGUCAUUUCACGUCGUAGUUGUGAAGGGACAGCAAAGAAAUUGAAAGAAAAGCUUGAUGCACAUGCCGAGUUGCUGUUUUGCUUAUUAAACCUAUUGAGAUUUUAAGCGUUUUAGUUGCCUUCGCCAUCAGAGUUUUGUAAGGUCCCUAUCAAGCAGCCAUGACGUCGACGCCAGCGCAAACAUCACGAACAAGUCGAAUUCGUGCUUUUUCGAACUUCAUCGUCAAGUUAAAUUCAGGCCUUAUUUUAUAAACUGUAAAAGCGUAAUUUGGGUCUUCAACUGCGAUGAUCUCCAUUUUUCAAAAAACAAACCGAUGAAUUACAUGCCUUACUUUUCUUGUAACACACGUUUUAAAAUUAUUAUUAUUUUUAAUUCUGUAAGUUACUUGUUAUCAUUUCUGUACCUCCUACUCCCAUUACAUCAACUUGUUUACACGUCACAGGUUUCGUAUUUAAAGGGCUAACUUUACUUAUAAAGAUGUCAUUUUAUUAAACAAUUGGUCAGUAAAUUUACUUUGGAAGUAAGAAGUAUAUUUUCUUAUGACAAAAGUGCAACUUACAAUCUUACAAAUUUAGCAAAUUAUGAUGUCAACGAAUUGAUUUUUUCAGAACAAAAAAGCUGCUUUUUGUAAAAGACGCAAAAAUCGGCAAAUGUAAAGAAUAAAUUUCUAAACUGAUUAAGGGAAAGGGAAAAAGGUAAAUAAGUUAUUUCUGCUCCUCUGCUGUGCUCUUGUGGUUUGUCCAAAAAAUUAGAUCUUGAACCAAUAUGGAACAGUCAAAAAGCAAUGUUCCAUUGUCUCUAAACGCUGAGAGGAAUGCCUAUUGCAUGCAUUCUAAAGGUUAGUUUCUUUUCUUUUAGCUAAUAGUUAGCAUGCAGUGAAAAUGAACAGUGCCGAUAACAAAAGUUUACGUUUAGUAUAUUCCCUUUUUAAAUCUUUUGACGUUUGCUUUUAAUCUUCAUAGGUUUCCAUGCAACUGUGCCGGAACCAUUUGUGUCAAGCAAGCCAGGAGAGGCCUCUAAUUUGCCACUUCCAUUGUCGAAGGUUAAUUCAAUCCCGGGUGAUGCAAGCAUGUUUCCUCACAGCGAUUGGUAUGUGCAGGUUUCGCUCUUGGAAAUUUUUUUGUACAAGUCAUGCACCAGGAGAUCAUCACGUUAGAAGUAGAUUCUAGUGAUACUAUCGGAAGUUUGAAGGAGAAAAUCAAAGACAAGAAAGGCUUUCCAGCUGAAGAGCAACUUCUCUUCUUUCAAAGAGAAGAAUUGAAAGACGACCGAACAGUCAGUGACUACAACAUUCAGAAUAAAUCAACCGUGAUCUUAUCACUCCAAAUAUAUCGUUUGGAAGUUACUAUCCUUUCGGAGGGCACGAGACUAGUUACCCUUGAAGUGAACCCGACUGAUUCCAUCUUAGAGCUCAAACGGGAAAUACAAAACAUUACAGGUGUUCCGCCAAAAGAGCAAAGUCUCCGCUUUGAUGGCAUAGAACUAAAAAAUGAACGCACUAUUUUUGAGUACAAUAUCCAGAACAAGUCAUACAUUAAUUUGGUUGCACAAAUGAUAAAAGUUUAUGUGUUGAACCCGUUAACUCAAGAAAGGAUAACAUUGGUACAGAAGCCAAGGGAUACUAUCGGAAUUGUCAAGGACAACAUUUAUGCCCAAACUAAAAUUUCAUCGGACCGGCAAGUUUUGGAAUUCAAUGGUAGACAACUCGAUGACCGCAAGACUUUGAAGUACUACAACAUUGAGAGCGAAUCCCAUCUGCUCUUAUAUGAAGCGGUGGUAAUCUUUGUUGAGAUGUUGAAUGGAACAAAGGUGAAGUUAAAUCUCUGUAAAAACAACUCUAUCGGGGAUGUAAAGAUGAGACUUAAUCUCGGGGAAGACAUCCCAUGGGAUAUGCAACAACUCUCUUUUCGU